AUGGUUGGGAGAAUCAUUGACUUCGGUAUGCCAUUUUCGCUUGCAGUUUUGAUUUCCAUCAUAGCAUUUGCCACUGCUCGAAGCACAGAGAAGACCUUGCCACCGGUGGCGUUAGAAGCGCUCAUGGAAGUCAGCUUGGGUUAUAACGAAAAUUUGGAAUGGAGCGAAGCAAUGGUCAAAGAAGCAUUGGAAGCUCUACGGUCACCUGAAAAGGCCAACGCUGUUCUGAAGAUCAAAGGCAAAGAGGCAUUCUCAAAGACCGAUCCAACCCCAAUCGGAAUCAGAAUGAUAGAUCUUUUCAAAAAACUCGUCGAAGGAAAGAAAGAAGAGGUAGCUGAAUUGAGAAAAGGUGCUCAGUUUGGAUGCAAUGGCGUCAUCAAGGAGAGAAAGCAGAACACUGUUGUAGCCCUAUGCCUCUACAGAAACUGA
Molecule: messenger RNA, 429 nt
Organism: Haemonchus placei
Lineage: Eukaryota; Metazoa; Nematoda; Chromadorea; Rhabditida; Trichostrongylidae
Source: the annotation of a GenBank genome assembly